Molecule: messenger RNA, 1542 nt
Organism: Aspergillus terreus NIH2624
Lineage: Eukaryota; Fungi; Ascomycota; Eurotiomycetes; Eurotiales; Aspergillaceae
Product: NADP-dependent oxidoreductase
Exons: 19
Coding region: 1-1542 (513 amino acids)
Molecular function (GO): oxidoreductase activity
Source: RefSeq, a predicted model, not a curated record
AUGCAAGCCAUCCGUCUCCAUCCCGCACCCCCCAACUCCACCCCCUACUCCCCCUCCAACCCAGCCCCAUCCACCGCCCUCCAGCUCGACAAUGACAUCCCCAUCCCCACCCCCUCCGCGCCGGGCGACCUCCUCAUCCGCGUGAAAGCCAGCACCGUCAUCCGCGACAUGCUCACCUGGCCCGAGACCUACGCGCACGCCUACGCCAUCCCCGGCAACGACGUCGCCGGCACCGUGACAGCCGUCUUCUCGCCAACCAGCCAGUUCCGCCCCGGCGAUGAGGUCUUCGGCAUGGCGCACACCGACCGCGCCGCCACGUGGGCCGAAUACACCCUCGUCAAAGAGGACGAGGUCGCCCGCAAACCGGCCGGCUUGACCUUCGCACAGGCCGCGGCGUUGCCGCUCAGCGCGCAGACCGCUUACGAGGCGCUGUUUGAGCAUGCGCGCGUUCCCCGUCCGGCGGUGGAGGAGGUGCUCGCUCGGUCUGUGGCGAGAAUUGAUACGUAUGUGUUGAUUACGGGGGCUGCCGGGGCCGUGGGUGUGUAUCUUGUGCAGCUUGCCGCUGCGGCCGGGGUGCGGGUCGUUGCGGCGAGUAGCUCGAAUGAGCGGAAUGGGGAGUUUCUGAGGGAGUUGGGCGCUGAUGAGGUCGUGGAGUAUGGGAUGUUAGAGGGGUAUCGGGGGCAGUUUGAUGUUGUUGUUGAUGUGGUUGGCGGGGAGGUGUUGGAGAAGUGCUGGGAGUAUGUGGCCGAGACGGGAGUGCUGGUUUCGGUGGAUUCGGCGAGCUUUAAUUUUGUGGAGAAGCAUGAGAAGCGUGGGCUACGGAGGGCCGGGGUGCGUGCUCUGUUUUUUAUUGUCAAGGGCAGUCCGGAUGCGUUGGGUUAUAUUGCGGCGCUGGCGGAGGCCGGGGUCGUCCGGCCUUUCGUGGCGGAUGUAUACCCCCUUGCAAAGGCAGGGGAGGCAAUUUACUGGGGUGGAUCCUGCGAAGCCUCUCUUAUUUCCGCCAAUGUAAGUAGGCCUGAUACAAUCACAAAUGUCUCUUGUUACGUGAAGGUAAUCAGAAGGAAUUGGACAGCUUCUCGUCAUAAGAUGCCCAAAGCUUCUGAUCCUAAAUUGGCCCUCACUGACACUCCUGGGGUUAUUUCCAACAACAGCCUAAGUACAAAAUUUCCAGAAGGGACAAAGCAUUCCGGUAUGACUUCCAGUGGAUAUUCUCCAAACACAUUGAAAUGCAACAACUUCUCCUCUACUGGCACAGCGGAUAUCCCCCCAAGAAUGAACAUCCAUUACCGUAUAACUGCUAAAUAUACGCUUUGCAGCGGCAAAACGAGGCUCUCAUUGAUGCUUAAUGUCCUCGACUUCCGUAUUGGAACUCCUAUAUGCUCCUGGGAUGUAUACAUUAAUGCUCUUAGAAGACAGCAUGACAGCGUCUGGAUCUCGAUUAAUUGUGUCUUCUCCUACGACAUGGCGGCUAGUGCGGGGAUUACUCUGGAUCUGCUACAUGAGUUGAAUACGGCCCUUAAUGGUGACUGUUCCGGUCUCUAG